This is a messenger RNA of Polyodon spathula (Mississippi paddlefish), 514 nucleotides long. Its product is annotated as ATP synthase-coupling factor 6, mitochondrial-like. Bases 90 to 416 code for a protein of 108 amino acids. Gene Ontology annotation, molecular function: proton transmembrane transporter activity. Lineage: Eukaryota; Metazoa; Chordata; Actinopteri; Acipenseriformes; Polyodontidae. Gene Ontology annotation, biological process: proton motive force-driven ATP synthesis. The record is from RefSeq and is a predicted model, not a curated record. The transcript has 4 exons.
CUUUUAACCAGAGUGCACUGCGGCUUAGCAAUUUCUUUCCCCCUUCCCACAGUGCAGAGCGUCAGCGGUUGAGCAAGUGAUACCCCAGGAUGAUUCUGCAGCGCUUAUUCCAGCUGUACCCCCUCCUGCGCUCGGCUGUCUCCCUGCAGCUCCGCAGGAACUUGGGGCUGACUGCAGUCGCCUUUAACAAGGCAAAGGAACUGGACCCCGUGCAGAAGCUCUUUGUCGAGAAGCUCCGAGAGUACACCACCAAGAGCAAGAGUGCUGGAGGAGUUGUGGAUGCUGGCCCAGAGUACCAGAGGAACUUGAAUGAUGAGAUGACCAAACUGCAGAGAUUGUAUGGUGGCGGUGACCUCACCAAAUUUCCAGAGUUCAAAUUUGUUGAGCCCAAGUUAGAAGAAGUGACCUCCAAGUAAUCCCCUGCUCUGCACCCAGCAAUGUUGGCAUCCCUUGUCUAACUUUUCAUGUUACUGGAUACUUCAGUAGUUAUUUAAUAAAUAACUUUAUUAAUGUA